GUGAAUGGUAAACAUGGCUUAAAGUUCCUGAAAUGUACAUGAGCUACAAAGCACGUUGCUUUCACUGCUAUUAACAACGAGCUAUCAAAAUUCCAGAAGGAUUUAGAAAUGGAGUGUGCAUCCAUAAAACCUCAUGUUUCCUUAUAAUUUUCUGAUAUGAAGCUUGUUCAUAAGAACAGGAUGAGUACCUUAAUUUGGAGAAAUAUGCACCGUAACUCCCACAGUGAUGACAGUGAUAUAUCUACUGAUGAGGAGCCUCUCUUUCGGCAAAGCUCCAAUGAAGAAAGCAGAGUAAAUGUAAUAAGGAAUAUCAACACAUAUGCCAGAACAAAGACCAUUGCUCAGGGCUUUCUGGACAUAGCCCUAUUUACUGCAAAUGCAUCACAGAUGAAGCACCUCCUGCAACAAGGCCCAGAAAUACAGUUUUACUAUUUCCUAUUUGUUCUGUUGUGCAUCUCUAUCAUACUUCAGUUGAUUGUUGCAGCCCUAUUAAUUUAUAAAGGAUCAAAGAACAUAGAAUGUGAUGAUCCCGAGCGCAGGCUCAGUGACAGAGUACAUCUAUUGAAUAAUAUUGUGACCGGUUUGAUCCUGGUGAUCACAGCUGUCAACGUUUUCAUCACUUCAUUCUGGUUCAGUCCUCCCCAGGCCACGCUGGAGGACCAACGCCUCAGUCAAGUUGUUACCUGUACCAACUGUUAAUCAUCCUCUGCACACACAGUAAAACCGGCUGCAGAAAAAAAAAUAAAGUACAACUGACCAAGUAACCGGCUCUAACACCCCGUUCUUUAGUUUGGCAUCUUCCCAUCGGCAGUGAGCGGAUCUCGGUCUCUGUUGGUCACACACACUGACGGUGCUGUCCAGCGCGAUGGCAAUAUCGCUGUUAGUCACUAACACUACACUCUAAAGCAAUUAAAAAUGUCGACAACGGCUGCCGUCUCCUUCGGGAUAAGAAUUCUGCGGGACUUUUGCAUUGACUGAAAGCUCUGGGAACAUAAAACGAUGUCCACGUGAACCAUCAAACUGAACCACUCUUAAAGGUCACCGUUAAAAGGACGCGGAUUUCAACUGCUUUAUUCUAAAACUGCACCUUGCGAAUUAAUUUACCACCGCCCUUGGGAAAGGGUUGAUUACAGCAGCAGAAGCCUCUCGGAGUCUUAAAUAAAAACCCAGAUGCUGGAAGUCUGAAAUAAAACCAGAAAUAGCUGGAGAAACUCAGCAAAACCUGGCAGCUUCUAUACAGCGAAUGCAGCAUUCAACUUCCUGGGCAUUCAACUGAUGAAAAGUCAACUGGACCCGAAAGCUUGACUCUGCUCACAGAUGCCAAACCUGCCGUGUGUCGCCAGCUAUUUCUGUCUUUGCAUCCCGAAUUUUUUGUUUUUUUUUAAAUGGGGUUGGGGUAGAAUGUACUGAGAGAUUACAUUUGGCAGUAAAGUUCAAGUAUUGCAGACUCUGUUUAGUUUAAUCCGCUUGUGAAUGCAUUCGGUUGGCCAGAUGUGCGGAGAACAUGCGUCCAAAAAGCGAAUUUAUUAGUCAAAACACUAUGCUGGAAAUAUUGGAGACUGAAAUUAAAUGCUUGCAGAUAGCGAAUCCGGCUCAUCAGCCUCCCAACACCUUUCCGUUCAACGUCUUUGCCCAACAGAAGUUCUCUCUCCUCCCAUGCUGUCUGACCUGCUGAGUACAGUUUCUAUUCUGAUUUUAUUGUCAAGUUUAUUGGUUCCUGUGAUUUCAAAUGGGAGCGCAUCUCACGUGAAAUUAACCCAAAG
Messenger RNA from Chiloscyllium plagiosum (whitespotted bambooshark), 1763 nucleotides. Its product is annotated as ninjurin-1-like. The record is from RefSeq and is a predicted model, not a curated record. Lineage: Eukaryota; Metazoa; Chordata; Chondrichthyes; Orectolobiformes; Hemiscylliidae. Gene Ontology annotation, cellular component: membrane. Gene Ontology annotation, biological process: tissue regeneration; cell adhesion.